Molecule: messenger RNA, 1836 nt
Organism: Papaver somniferum (opium poppy)
Lineage: Eukaryota; Viridiplantae; Streptophyta; Magnoliopsida; Ranunculales; Papaveraceae
Product: probable pectate lyase P59
Exons: 3
Coding region: 188-1504 (438 amino acids)
Molecular function (GO): pectate lyase activity
Source: RefSeq, a predicted model, not a curated record
ACCACACUAAGAGAAGAGCUUGAGAAACAAUUUCAAGUGGGUCCAAUAAGUUGGUUUUGGCAGGGUCUUAAUAAGGGUUCAUUUCAAACCCAAACUAGACCCUUGGCCAUAACAGCCAAGCAAUAAAUCAAAAACCCAAAAAAAAAAACACGAAAAACUCAACAGAAAAGAAGAAAUUUGAAUAGCAAUGGAGACAAUUAGCAAGUUGUCUCUUUUUGUAUUUUUCUUCUCUUUUGUUCUAAUCGUUCCUGCCUUCCAGGCCCAUAUCCGUGAUUUUGAUGACCAUUGGCUGCAAAGACAAGAUGAAGCCAGGAGGUUCGCCAUGGAAGUAUAUCAUCCCAACCCCGAAAAUGUCACUGCCCAUUUCAAUAAGCACGUCAGAAUUGCUUUGGAAGGAACCAACAGUACAAGGAGGACGUUGAAAAAGCACACCGGCAGAUGUCUUGCAACCAACCCAAUUGAUCGUUGCUGGAGAUGCAGGCCUAACUGGGCUACUGACAGAAAGAGGCUGGCCUCUUGUGUCAAAGGGUUUGGAAGGAACACCGUUGGAGGAAAGUUCGGAAGGAUUUACGUGGUGACCAACCCAUCUGACAAUGACCUGGCUAACCCAAGACCAGGUACAUUGAGGCAUGCAGCUAUCCAGAAGGAACCACUGUGGAUCAUUUUCGCUCGUAGCAUGCUGAUUACCUUGCAACAAGAGUUGAUGGUUCAAAGUCACAAGACAAUUGACGGUCGUGGUGCUAACGUACACAUUGCUUAUGGUGCCGGUAUUACUGUCCAAUUCGUAAGGAACGUAAUCAUCCAUAACCUCCAUAUCCAUGACAUUGUAUCACGUAACGGUGGACUUAUCAGGGAUUCCGUUGAUCAUAUUGGUUUUAGAACAGCCAGUGAUGGAGAUGCUGUCUCAAUCUAUGGUUCUUCAAAUGUUUGGGUCGACCAUCUAUCUAUGUCUAACUGCAAAGAUGGUUUGGUCGAUAUCAUUGAAGGUUCAACCGGUAUUACUGUGUCUAACAACCACAUGACUCACCACAAUGAGGUCAUGUUGUUUGGUGCACAUGAUGAUCAACCACUUGACCAAAUCAUGCAAGUUACCGUUGCAUUCAACCAUUACGGACAAGGUUUGAUUCAAAGAAUGCCAAGGUGUAGAUGGGGAUUCAUUCAUGUUGUUAACAAUGACUACACUCAUUGGCUCAUGUAUGCCAUUGGUGGUAGCCAACAUCCUACCAUUGUCAGCCAAGGUAACCGUUUUAUUGCUCCACCUACUCAAGCUGCCAAGGAAGUGACCCACAGAUCCGAUGCACCCCAGAGUGUAUGGAAGGACUGGACAUGGGUGUCUCAAGGUGAUCUUAUGAUGAACGGUGCCUUCUUUGUUCAAUCAGGAAAUCCUAAGAAUGUGAAGAAGUACUCAAGGAAAGAUAUGAUCAAAGUUAAGUCUGCAAAUUUUGUUACUAGACUCACACGUUUCGCCGGUGCUCUUAAGUGUGAAGUUGGCAAACCUUGUUAAGCUUUAUGUGUAUCUCUUAAUCACUCUUUUACCUUCUACUUAGAGCAACUAACGACAAAGGAGGGAUUACAAUGAAGAAGAUUAUUUGUAUGGCGAAAGGGAAUUUAAAUCAGAUGAGAAUUUGUUGUUGUUGUUUUUUGCUUUGAAUGUUUUGUUUUAUUUUGUUUUUAUUUAUUUUUGGAAUGUGAGGGAGAGACAGGAAGGGGUUGUCAAAUAGAUUUUGGUGAGAAGAUGAAAUGGAUUGAGGUUUCAGAGGUGAAAAAUAGAGAAAAUCAUUUUAUUGAAUUACUACAAUUGCUUUAUAUUAAUAUAUAUCUUUCUCCUUUCUAUCA